Messenger RNA from Periconia digitata, 1715 nucleotides. Lineage: Eukaryota; Fungi; Ascomycota; Dothideomycetes; Pleosporales; Periconiaceae. The record is from the annotation of a GenBank genome assembly.
GACAUAUAGCUCCGUUUGUGGAAAACCAUACUUAUUAUUAUUGUAUUUUGAGCCUUUGUCAAUCCGGCGCAUUCGUACUUUCAUGGUCAACAUGUUUUCGAUUCGCAACAUUCUCACUCUCGGCCUAGCGGUUGCACCUGCUGCUGUUUCUGGCUAUGCCAAUGAGGAGAACUGCAAAGACUUUGGGAAUUUGAAGUUGGCCUAUGCGCGUGGUACGGGGAAGAUUGGCGGGCAACCGUUCUGCGCAGGAAAGUUGAAGAACCAACGACUCAUCAAUGGUCUCGAGUGCUGGGCCGAUAGCAAUAGUCUUCGCGGUCUCAUGUUUCACUACAGCGACGGCUCGAAUCAGAUGUUCGGAAAGCAAGACGGUUGGAGUGGCCGGAAAGUCAAUAGCAGAGUCGAUUGGGAUCCGAUCAACCAGCGGGUUGACUACAUCAACCUUUGGGACAAUGGCUGGGCCGGAUCAAUGGGAGUUAUCGACAUGCAAGUCCAGGGCGGUAAAAAAAUGACAUGUGGAAAAUAUGAUCACUGGGGCGACCCAAGCGUUCGUGUUGACACAGGCGCCAGAGGAAUGAUGAUCGGAGCCGAAGGAGGGCAUGGUGAUAGUAUUGACCAUAUCAAGUUCCUCUUCACCUCCGCAGGCCCGAGCGGACUUGACAUCGUGAGCAUGCAACUUCCAGGAAACGGAUCCACAGAGGGAGUGAGGCGCGGCACUCGCGACACAUUCCACUUCGUCAACCGCCGGGAGACCGAACCACUCGUCAUCGAGGAUAUCGAGAAGCAGACCUUCAAGCGCACAAUGAGAUACUGGAGUACAAAGGAUACGGAAACAUUUGGCUUCGGGCAAAAGUUUACGGUCGGGCUUGACAUUCCUACGAUAUCAACUUCGAUUGGAUCCGAAACCGAAAUGACUUGGAGCACUGAGAGCGUUCGAGAGACGAAGAACAUUGACGACACAAAGGUGGAUUUCAAAUACAAAAUCCCGUCGCUAACGGUUCAGCCCGGCAAGGCCGUAUUCGUCGAUGUUUUGAGUUGGACGGCCUCGGUACCGCAGAAACCCUACGAUGCCCAAAUGAAAGUGUCUUUUGGGCCCGACAGUUCUUGGCUAUACAAGACGACGAUCAUCUACGAGUCGUACGAGGAUUCUGGCAUGUACUUCGACAUUAACGACGAGUCUGUUGAAGAUGCCGAAAAACGGAUUGGCAAGGGAGGUCAAAAGGAGCUUGACAAGAAUGGAAAUGAGGUAACAGAAGCAGAUAGGAAGAGAGCAAAGGAGGAGGCUGAGGAGAAGAAGAAGCAAGAAGCUGAAGAGAAAAAGAAGGAGGAGGAGGAAGAAGAAGAGAAGGAGGAGGAGGAGGAGGAGGAGGAGGAAGAAGAAGAAACAGAGCUAGAGGAGGAAGAAACAGAGCCAAAGGAGGAAGAAACAGAGCCAGAGGAGGAAGAAACAGAGCCAGAGGAGGAAGAAACAGAGCCAGAGGAGGAAGAAACAGAGCCAGAGGAGGAAGAAACAGAGCUAGAGGAGGAAGAAACAGAGCCAGAGGAGGAAGAAACAGAGCUAGAGGAGGAAGAAACAGAGCUAGAAGAGGAAGAGAUGGAGCCAGAGGAAGAAGAGAUGGAGCCAGAAGAGGAAGAGAUGGAGCCAAAGGAGAAGCGAGCCAUCCCCUUCCGAGCCUAGAUUCAUUCACUUUGGACAACUCACGUCGACUCUACUUCUU